AUCAGACAUCGACUCAACAUCAACAUCGACGUCGUCAUCGAUCUCCAUCCCUUUCUGCUUCGUCUUCUAUGUUGUCGUCUUUAUCAUCAACAUCAAAAUCAUCACAGCUCCUUGCUUCGAAUACCUACCGUAUCCACUUUCUUUCAUCUGCUCUGAUCACACCAAAUUGGGUACGGUACUACCACUAGUUACGACCAGUUCAUACUACCAAAUUCAUCGUCAUGAUUGUGAAAUCACGGGAUCAGGCCUCGAAUAUCAAUUAUAGCAACCUCCGUCCCAUAGUAGAAGACAUAGCUCUUUCCUCUUCGUCCGACACUGGCUCAUAGACCAGGCUUCUAUUCUACCAAUCGACAGUAAAGAGCUUUUGAUCAUGCGGUCCACUUCGUCCUUCACUACUCUCCCGACGGAGAUCCUUGAAGCCAUAUUCAUGCAGCUUGACCCCCAAUCCUUCGUCAGUGUAUCAAUCACUUGCAAGUCUAUUCACAAUGUAGCGUCUGAUGCCCCUAUCGUUUGGCGUCAUUUCUGCAGAACUUGCUUUGGCGCCUGGUCUACCCACCACAAAAUUCAGUCUAAACUCAGUGGCCCUCUUUCGGAAGUCGACUGGAGAGCCUUAUUCCUUCACCGCAUGUCUAUAGCUGGGGAAGCACGUCGCUUGCUGGACCAGCUGCUGAAGACUCAACAAGGCCGUGUUCGAUACAUCACAAAAAUUGCAGACUUUGGCUACGAUGCAAAGGACGUGCUGCUAAAAGAGCUAUCUUGUUCCGAAGAAGCAGAGGAUGUCUUAGCAAGGCGCUUUUAUGCGAAUGCAUUGCUUGAACGUAUACAACGUGAAGCAGCCAUAAAGCUUUGGAAAGACUUGGCUACCGGCGACAGCAUUCUCAUGGAGACGGCACUGGGGGCAUACGAUGUUUUCGCUCUCACCGGCCCCGAAGUGGGAUUCGAUCAUAUCUCACGAGCGUUGGAUACUCUUUCCGCAGCAGUCCGAGUCCAGUUCCCAGAGUUCGGGGAUCUAAGUACGAGACGCAAGGCCUCUACGUUGGCGUCGUACCUGCGCGACCAAGGCUUCAGGGGUGUAUCUGAUACAUCAUACGGUGCCCUGCGCAACUCCUUCAUUGGCCUCGCAUUGCGCUCCGCUCAACACGAAUCCCUUCCAUUGAUUUCAGUCGCGAUAUACUGUGCUCUUGCAUCCCGAUUGGGUCUUGAUGCGCGUCCCUGCGGGCUUCUGUUCCAUGUAUAUUGUAUUGUAUAUGCCCCCGGAGGUUACACGCUCGACGGGGUGUAUAAACCAACUAGUUCCGAGAGCAUCGAAUCCAUGCACAUCGAUCCUUUCCGCUCUAGUCAUGAAGUUCUUCGGUCGGAUCUCCAAGCACAACUUCAUAGCUAUGGAAUUCCAUCCGCUGAACAUGCACGUUAUCUCGCCCACGCUACGACCAGAGAGAUGGUCGUUCGCACAGCCCGUAACAUCAUCAAUUCAGUGCAGACUAUCCGAGAAACUGAGCGAGGAAUGUUUGGUAUUCACGCGACCUGGCUCAAUGCUUAUCCUGAUAUGGAUGCUGCCUUCUAUGCUACGAUCUGGGUGAUGCUAGUUCUUGGGCCAGGUGAAGAGGACAGUGACGAUGUUUCGAAUGUCUCGAUGCGGAGGAGGCAGUAUCUGCCAUAUCUGCUUGAGCACUUCCAAACACACUAUCCUUGGGAUGUGUCGCUUCUCACGCAGCAUGUAAUUCCACUUUUCCGUCACCAACCCGAAGGCCAACGACUCCUUGAAUUCGUCCACUCUUUGCAUCGGGUAGACACUCUACCAAAAACAGUAAAAGUGCGUUCUGAAAAUACCCUCGACGUUGAGUUCAUGAUCGGCCAACUUUUCACACAUAAGAGGUACCACUAUGAAGGUGUCAUUACGGGUUGGGAUACCUCAUGUGAAGCAGGUGAAGAAUGGAUACAACAUAUGGGGGUUGAUAGACUCUCCAAAGGCCGACAACAGUCCUUCUACCAUGUCUUAGUUUGCGACAAGUCAGUUCGAUAUGUCGCGGCCGAAAACAUUGAACGCGCACCACCCUCCUUGAAACCAUCGGAAGCGAUGAUGAGAAUCGCUGGUCGUCAUUUCAAACGCUGGGACGAUGCUAAGUCUGUCUUUGUGAGUAACAUUCGGGACGAGUAUCCCGAUGAUUAAGUGGAUUUACGGGUAGCGGUGUUGCAUAAAUAAACUAGUGGAUGGCUCGUCAUACUUCGAUGACUUGGGAAGUUCGAAUUCAAAGUAAGAGGAUCACGGAUUGAUGCCUACUUAAUACUGGCUCAGAAACAGUACACAGACCGUGUCAAUGUCGCACAAUAUCCAGCUGCAACGCAAAAUGACAUCUAGAGGAAAACGUCGAGGAACAGGCGAGCGAAAUGAACAAGGUCUAUAUUAAGUACACGCUAUUAUACAUCUUAUACCGUCGAAGAGGCGAAUCGGCUCCUUGCCUGUUGACAAGAAUUUGGAUCUCCCAUGAAACGCCUACAAAUGCUCAAUCAUUUCAUUCUUCGUCGAGGCAUCGCGCCUCGACGGUCGUGUCUGUUUCUAUUGCAGCAGUUUCUUACCCCUUC
Messenger RNA from Aaosphaeria arxii CBS 175.79, 2583 nucleotides. RefSeq names its product YccV-like-domain-containing protein. Gene Ontology annotation, molecular function: DNA binding; protein binding. Lineage: Eukaryota; Fungi; Ascomycota; Dothideomycetes; Pleosporales. The record is from RefSeq and is a predicted model, not a curated record. The transcript has 2 exons. The coding region runs from base 371 to 2170 and encodes 599 amino acids.